Acanthoscelides obtectus is the source of this 12136-nucleotide messenger RNA. NCBI's taxonomy places the organism in Eukaryota, Metazoa, Arthropoda, Insecta, Coleoptera, Chrysomelidae. The record is from the annotation of a GenBank genome assembly.
UCACUGUGCCAUAACAAGUGCGCAAGACAGUGACAGAAAAUAUAAAUCGAUACAAGUAAUUCGCCAGUGAUUUGCCGUCUAUUUAAUCUAUGAGAUUGAAAGAUCCAGCCAAAUUAAUUGGAUUGUGAUAAGCGAUAAUUGAUAAUAAAAUUGCUCUGUGCUAAAAAAAAUACGCAGCGAACAAUACCGAGGCAAUACAAUGUCUGAAGUGCGUCAGCGAAAAAAGGUUGCUAAAAAAGAAUCUUCCACAGAAGAUGAAUUUGAGUAUGAAGACACAAUGACAAAGCCCCAUGCAGUUCCAAUUGUUGUCGCCAAUCAGGAUCACUCAUUUCAAUUAGAUGAAGAGGCAUUAAAGAAGGUGUUACUGAGAGACGAGUUGAAGGAUAGGUAUGUUGUUGUGGUAUCUGUAGCUGGAGCAUUUCGACAUGGGAAGUCUUUUCUGCUAGACUUUUUCCUUAGGUAUAUGAAUGCAAAAAUCUUAAAACAAAACACCUCAGAAUGGAUAGGUGCAGAAGAAGCACCAUUGGAGGGCUUUUCAUGGAAAGGUGGUUCUGAAAGAGAUACAACUGGAAUUUUAAUGUGGUCAGAGGUAUUCACUGCUGAGCUAAACACAGGAGAAAAGGUAGCUGUAAUACUACUGGAUACACAAGGAACAUGGGACAGCAAAAGUACAGUAAAGGAGUGUGCGACAAUAUUUGCACUAAGUACAAUGUUGAGUUCUGUCCAAAUUUACAACUUGUCCAGUAAUAUUCAAGAGGAUGAUUUACAGCACUUACAACUUUUCACAGAAUAUGGUAGACUAGCACUUGCCGAUUCUGGUACUACCCCUUUCCAAAGGCUCCAGUUUUUGGUAAGAGACUGGAGGUUCCCCUAUGAAGCACCAUAUGGGGCAGUUGGUGGGCAGCAAAUUCUUGAGAAACGGUUGGAGAUCAAUGAACAUCAGCAUUCAGAGUUGCAGUCUCUGAGGAAGCACAUCAGAUCUUGUUUCACAGAGAUAGCCUGUUUUUUGAUGCCUCAUCCUGGAAUAAAGGUUGCUACAAGUCCCACCUUUGAUGGGCGAUUAGGGGAAAUCGAUUCCGAAUUCAAAGAUAAUCUGAAAAUAUUGGUGCCAAUGUUGCUAGCUCCAGAAAACUUAGUACUCAAGAAAAUCAAUGGAGAGAAAGUUAAAGUCAGAGAUUUUGUACAAUAUUGUAAUUCCUACAUGAAAAUUUAUGAGGGAAAUGAAUUACCAGAACCCAAAUCUAUGCUUGUAGCUACAGCAGAGGCCAAUAACUUAGCAGCAGUUGCUGAUGCAAAAGAAUCAUAUAUUACUCUGAUGGAGGAGGUAUGUGGAGGUACUAAACCUUACCUUAAUACCGAAACGAUGGAAGUGGAACAUCGGCGUGUGAGGGAUAAGGCGAUAUUCCAGUUUGACAGUAAGAAAAAGAUGGGAGGCGAGGAGUUCAGUAGAAUCUACAAAGAACAGCUAGAAAAGGACAUUGAGGAAUCCUUUAUUCAGUUCAAGGCGCACAAUGAAAGCAAAAACAUUUUCAAAUCGGCGCGUACACCAGCAGUUUUCUUUGCAGUGGCUGUUAUAUUUUAUAUAGCAUCCGGGAUUUUCGGAUUGGUAGGCAUAUAUUCCUUGGCGAACAUCUGCAACCUUGGAAUGGCUGUAGCUUUCAUAACAUUGGGCACAUGGUCGUAUGUCAGGUAUAGUGGUGAAAUGAGAGAAGUUGGAUCAUACAUCGACGAAACAGCAAACUUCAUCUGGGAAAAUUUUAUGCAGACACUAAUCCAAGGAUACGUAGAAAACGGUAUGCAGCAAGUGGCUGCAGGAGUAGCUGAAAGGACUCUUCGCAAUGCUACACAGGUGGCAGUAAACGGUGGUGGUAAGAAGAACGGGUGAUAUACCAUCGAGCCGCCCCAAAUCGUCCAUCGCAUUACGCUCAUAGGCCCCCAUUUGCUACAGUUAUAUUUAUAUUAUGUACAAGCAUACAUCUGAUGUCUCUAAAUUGCAACAAUUGUAGACGUCUAAGUUGGGAUUGUUAUCUCUUGCCGACUCUCUUUUAUCAUUAAGAUGUCAUUAUUCAGAUUGUAUAUAUAAUUGUAUCAUUUCUUUACUUUAUUAUUGUAUUGUUAUUAAAUGUUAUACUAUUUUUAUGUGAUAUCUUGGCAAUGUUGGUAACACAAUAGAGCAAGGGUUUUUAUUAUUUAUUUCUUAUUAAAAAAAUCUUUUUAAACGUACUUGUUGUCGAACAUGACAGCUUGGAUAUUUUGACAUAGGGUUUAAUGGUAUUAGGUAAUAUAUUGCUACAUCACGAUAAAUAUGCAAGUAUUUGUAACCUCGUUAUGUGACUUUCAUUCUGUGAUUUGUACUGAUUGUGGACAUUACCUCUUUUUUCCUCAGUGUAACGCAAGCGGUCAGAUCGGGCCAUGCAGCAGGAGCACAAACGCAUAUAUUGGGGGGUCACUCUCAAAGAAGAUAUUUUUUGAGAGCUACUUACUAAAGCAACUUAAAGCAUUUGGGCAAAGGAUCACAUAUGCUCUGCCCCCAAAAUCUCGGCGCCCUGUCAACAGAAUUGAUAGCUGAUAAAUCCUAUGUCAAAAAUAUGAAAUUGGUAACAUAUACAAAAAAUGCUUUUUUGAGCUGUGCAAUGUUUUCAAACAUAUUCAAGGAUUGUAGCUGGAUUGAAAUUGUGCCAAUAUAUGACUUUUAUUGAUUUUUAAAACUCAACAUGACCCUUUCAAAUGCAUUUUUCUACCCAAUUUUACUAUGUCCAACAGGUAAUAAUUAUUACAUUUUACAUGAUAAUCAAAACGGACAUUUAUGAAAUUAAAUUCUAGACUUAUUGCGUUCACAUAAUGUGUGUCCAAUCUCCUAGUAUCAAAUAAAUCACAGUAACAAUAAAACUAGCAUAAAACAAAAAAACAUACACGGCUGUAGCGCUUUAUAAAUUUUAAUGAACAUUUUGAUUAAAAAAGUCAAUAGGAUUGCGAUUUAAAGCACAUUUCUUCCAAUGUAUUUACAUUCUAGGUGGCAGUAAACGGUGGUGGUAAGAAGAACGGGUGAUAUACCAUCGAGCCGCCCCAAAUCGUCCAUCGCAUUACGCUCAUAGGCCCCCAUUUGCUACAGUUAUAUUUAUAUUAUGUACAAGCAUACAUCUGAUGUCUCUAAAUUGCAACAAUUGUAGACGUCUAAGUUGGGAUUGUUAUCUCUUGCCGACUCUCUUUUAUCAUUAAGAUGUCAUUAUUCAGAUUGUAUAUAUAUAAUUGUAUCAUUUCUUUACUUUAUUAUUGUAUUGUUAUUAAAUGUUAUACUAUUUUUAUGUGAUAUCUUGGCAAUGUUGGUAACACAAUAGAGCAAGGGUUUUUAUUAUUUAUUUCUUAUUAAAAAAAUCUUUUUAAACGUACUUGUUGUCGAACAUGACAGCUUGAUAUUUUGACAUAGGGUUUAAUGGUAUUAGGUAAUAUAUUGCUACAUCACGAUAAAUAUGCAAGUAUUUGUAACCUCGUUAUGUGACUUUCAUUCUGUGAUUUGUACUGAUUGUGGACAUUACCUCUUUUUUCCUCAGUGUAACGCAAGCGGUCAGAUCGGGCCAUGCAGCAGGAGCACAAACGCAUAUAUUGGGGGGUCACUCUCAAAGAAGAUAUUUUUUGAGAGCUACUUACUAAAGCAACUUAAAGCAUUUGGGCAAAGGAUCACAUAUGCUCUGCCCCCAAAAUCUCGGCGCCCUGUCAACAGAAUUGAUAGCUGAUAAAUCCUAUGUCAAAAAUAUGAAAUUGGUAACAUAUACAAAAAAUGCUUUUUUGAGCUGUGCAAUGUUUUCAAACAUAUUCAAGGAUUGUAGCUGGAUUGAAAUUGUGCCAAUAUAUGACUUUUAUUGAUUUUUAAAACUCAACAUGACCCUUUCAAAUGCAUUUUUCUACCCAAUUUUACUAUGUCCAACAGGUAAUAAUUAUUACAUUUUACAUGAUAAUCAAAACGGACAUUUAUGAAAUUAAAUUCUAGACUUAUUGCGUUCACAUAAUGUGUGUCCAAUCUCCUAGUAUCAAAUAAAUCACAGUAACAAUAAAACUAGCAUAAAACAAAAAAACAUACACGGCUGUAGCGCUUUAUAAAUUUUAAUGAACAUUUUGAUUAAAAAAGUCAAUAGGAUUGCGAUUUAAAGCACAUUUCUUCCAAUGUAUUUACAUUCUAGGUGGCAGUAAACGGUGGUGGUAAGAAGAACGGGUGAUAUACCAUCGAGCCGCCCCAAAUCGUCCAUCGCAUUACGCUCAUAGGCCCCCAUUUGCUACAGUUAUAUUUAUAUUAUGUACAAGCAUACAUCUGAUGUCUCUAAAUUGCAACAAUUGUAGACGUCUAAGUUGGGAUUGUUAUCUCUUGCCGACUCUCUUUUAUCAUUAAGAUGUCAUUAUUCAGAUUGUAUAUAUUAAUUGUAUCAUUUCUUUACUUUAUUAUUGUAUUGUUAUUAAAUGUUAUACUAUUUUUAUGUGAUAUCUUGGCAAUGUUGGUAACACAAUAGAGCAAGGGUUUUUAUUAUUUAUUUCUUAUUAAAAAAAUCUUUUUAAACGUACUUGUUGUCGAACAUGACAGCUUGGAUAUUUUGACAUAGGGUUUAAUGGUAUUAGGUAAUAUAUUGCUACAUCACGAUAAAUAUGCAAGUAUUUGUAACCUCGUUAUGUGACUUUCAUUCUGUGAUUUGUACUGAUUGUGGACAUUACCUCUUUUUUCCUCCUAGUGUAACGCAAGCGGUCAGAUCGGGCCAUGCAGCAGGAGCACAAACGCAUAUAUUGGGGGGUCACUCUCAAAGAAGAUAUUUUUUGAGAGCUACUUACUAAAGCAACUUAAAGCAUUUGGGCAAAGGAUCACAUAUGCUCUGCCCCCAAAAUCUCGGCGCCCUGUCAACAGAAUUGAUAGCUGAUAAAUCCUAUGUCAAAAAUAUGAAAUUGGUAACAUAUACAAAAAAUGCUUUUUUGAGCUGUGCAAUGUUUUCAAACAUAUUCAAGGAUUGUAGCUGGAUUGAAAUUGUGCCAAUAUAUGACUUUUAUUGAUUUUUAAAACUCAACAUGACCCUUUCAAAUGCAUUUUCUACCCAAUUUUACUAUGUCCAACAGGUAAUAAUUAUUACAUUUUACAUGAUAAUCAAAACGGACAUUUAUGAAAUUAAAUUCUAGACUUAUUGCGUUCACAUAAUGUGUGUCCAAUCUCCUAGUAUCAAAUAAAUCACAGUAACAAUAAAACUAGCAUAAAACAAAAAAACAUACACGGCUGUAGCGCUUUAUAAAUUUUAAUGAACAUUUUGAUUAAAAAAGUCAAUAGGAUUGCGAUUUAAAGCACAUUUCUUCCAAUGUAUUUACAUUCUAGGUGGCAGUAAACGGUGGUGGUAAGAAGAACGGGUGAUAUACCAUCGAGCCGCCCCAAAUCGUCCAUCGCAUUACGCUCAUAGGCCCCCAUUUGCUACAGUUAUAUUUAUAUUAUGUACAAGCAUACAUCUGAUGUCUCUAAAUUGCAACAAUUGUAGACGUCUAAGUUGGGAUUGUUAUCUCUUGCCGACUCUCUUUUAUCAUUAAGAUGUCAUUAUUCAGAUUGUAUAUAUAUAAUUGUAUCAUUUCUUUACUUUAUUAUUGUAUUGUUAUUAAAUGUUAUACUAUUUUUAUGUGAUAUCUUGGCAAUGUUGGUAACACAAUAGAGCAAGGGUUUUUAUUAUUUAUUUCUUAUUAAAAAAAUCUUUUUAAACGUACUUGUUGUCGAACAUGACAGCUUGGAUAUUUUGACAUAGGGUUUAAUGGUAUUAGGUAAUAUAUUGCUACAUCACGAUAAAUAUGCAAGUAUUUGUAACCUCGUUAUGUGACUUUCAUUCUGUGAUUUGUACUGAUUGUGGACAUUACCUCUUUUUUCCUCAGUGUAACGCAAGCGGUCAGAUCGGGCCAUGCAGCAGGAGCACAAACGCAUAUAUUGGGGGGUCACUCUCAAAGAAGAUAUUUUUUGAGAGCUACUUACUAAAGCAACUUAAAGCAUUUGGGCAAAGGAUCACAUAUGCUCUGCCCCCAAAAUCUCGGCGCCCUGUCAACAGAAUUGAUAGCUGAUAAAUCCUAUGUCAAAAAUAUGAAAUUGGUAACAUAUACAAAAAAUGCUUUUUUGAGCUGUGCAAUGUUUUCAAACAUAUUCAAGGAUUGUAGCUGGAUUGAAAUUGUGCCAAUAUAUGACUUUUAUUGAUUUUUAAAACUCAACAUGACCCUUUCAAAUGCAUUUUUCUACCCAAUUUUACUAUGUCCAACAGGUAAUAAUUAUUACAUUUUACAUGAUAAUCAAAACGGACAUUUAUGAAAUUAAAUUCUAGACUUAUUGCGUUCACAUAAUGUGUGUCCAAUCUCCUAGUAUCAAAUAAAUCACAGUAACAAUAAAACUAGCAUAAAACAAAAAAACAUACACGGCUGUAGCGCUUUAUAAAUUUUAAUGAACAUUUUGAUUAAAAAAGUCAAUAGGAUUGCGAUUUAAAGCACAUUUCUUCCAAUGUAUUUACAUUCUAGGUAAGUUUUCUUGGAAGUUUUUUCUAUUAAAAUAUCUAGGUGGUUCAAAAGUCAUGCGGAAAUGGUUAAACACUUAUACCUUUAGAGAGUUGUAGUAUUUCUAAUCCUAAUUGAAAUAGAUAAAAAACCAGUGCCUUAAGAAAAAUAAUAUUGUAUAAAUAGAUGGUAAGGUUUCUUCGGGUUUUUAUCAUUACUGUUCUAGAACUAUCAGGAGCCUGCGCAGAAAAAACCGACGUGUUCGGGUUUCUGUUGGAUUACUAUCGGACCGUUUUAGAACUGAAAUUUUGUGUUCGAUUUAUAUCCUGGUUCAGUUCUAGGAUGGCUCGAGAAUGGUUCCAGCAGUUCUUGCUUUACUGUCGGGGUCAUUAUUGAACAGAUUUUUCACUCAUGCGUAUAUAUUAUUUGACGUAUUCUGCUUUAAAUGCUGUUUACUUUUUGCGGUUCGAUGAGUGUUUUUUAUAUAAAAUUAAAAGAAAAGUGGACAAAUGGAUUCAAUUCAGAUCAUUUUUGAUCCUGAUUCGUCAUGGUCGUCUGACAGUGAUGAUGAACUUGAAGCAGUUACUCCUAACUUAUUGUGGUUAUAGUUACUGACAAUUAUUGUUCUCUUCGCACAGUUAUCUUCUUUGUUGCCGUAGUCCUGGAUUCAGGCUGUUCGGGUUUUGGAAAAAUUCUGAUAGUUCACGGACAGUUCCAGAACCGUUCUGUGACAGUACUAAAUUUAGAACUCGUAAAUAGCUGGUAUGUUAGAGCAAUAAAAAACCGCUGGAAUCGUACCUCGUAUGAUUUAUACAAGAGACUAAAAUGAACCAAUUGCAUCAGGACCGUGUACCAAUAAAUCACGUUAUUAACAGUAAAUUAAGUUAUUAACGCUAAACAUACCAUUCAUCAGUCAAAAUACUGGUUAUGAAAUUUUGCAUUGAAAAUAAGCAUUUUAUCUUACCGCUUUUGCACAUUUCACUUCACACUACGCCACUGGUCGAGGAAGAAUUGUAAUCGCGAAAAAUUUCGAAAACGAGAUAUUAUGAUUUUGGAUGUUAUAUGACAUACACAUCACGAAAAACAAUGUCACUCAUUUCCACUGGUCUGUCUGUCCGCUAAUCCUUGACCCGUCUGUAACUUGCAAAGUACUGCUCGGAUUUGGAUGUAAUUUAAUGUAAUCAGUGGCGUCGGAGAAAGACCAAAAACGAAAAAAAUAAAUAACGGCCAUCCUCGAUUUUUUGACGUUUCAGAGGAUCCUAAUCUUUUUUUAAAACAUUAUAAAUGGUCAAAAAUCAAAGGGUGGGCGAGGGAGUGUGGGAGAAAACCUUUCUCAAUUUUUUGAUGUUAGUACAUCUAUACGCUCCCAGUCCCCGGUAAUUCAUCGCACCUAUUAGCCAUAUUUCACACAUAAUAGGUUUCCCCAUUUAUUUGUGGUUAAAACUUGAUCGAGGAAUAUUUUUGAUAUGAGCCUCCUUCGAUUAUCACAACUUCCGCUUGUACCGGGGCGGUGCUUCGGUGGACGCUGCCUCGUCUGACGAUAUGGGAAGGGACAACGUUGCCAGAUGGACGGCAACUACUGGAAGGACAGGGAAAGAAUGUCUGGACUAACCCCCUUCUUAGGACAGUACAGAAACGAGUGUGACGCUGUUUAUUAUUUCAUUUCAAUUAGGAAUGGAAAUAGUAUACCUAAUCUUAGCUAGUUGCAGUCAGAAUGAUAAAUAAGAAGUGACUGAGUAUCUAUUCUAGCAAGAUAUACAAAUUUGAGUGGCAAGCCAUUUUUAGGUUCCAACCAAAUAACUUAAGGUGAAUGUCACGAUCAGUAUUUACUGUGAUCUGUCAGAAUUUAUUAUGGAAUGUGAUCUUUAUUGGCCGCGUAGAUAGGGCAUCAGUAAUUAUUGAUGUGUAAGGUAAUGUAGAAAUCCACUGUUGUUGAUGGAGAGAUCAGUAAAUACUGAUGGAACGAACCACAGUAUAUACUGAUUGUAUGACAUUCGCAAUAGCUUUAUUCAAAUACUGGUACUUGAAGGUUAGACACAAAAAAAUGCACACGAAUUAUGUAUGAUAAUGAAAUACACGUAGAAUGAAGUAUAGUGUUAAUAUAGCUUAUUUUUGUUAUAUACUUUAUUUUUAUAUUUUUGUUCAUUGUAUUGUUUUGUGACGUACGUAAAUACUUCGUUGGGUUCAUUUCAUUCUUUAUUUCAUUAAACUGCGAUUUGUUACUUCAUGGUAUCUAACACGUGUUCUGAACACUUUAAGACAAUAAUUGUUUCUGAACAGUUUUGAUACCUAUUACAAAAGGACAGUUCCACUAUUAGGGAUUCUAGGGAUUGAUUGUUGUAUUUCAUAACAUCUGAUGCCUAGAACAUGUGAUGCAGUCGAUUCAUUGCUUUUGUUUUCAAAAAAAUAUAUUAAUUGGGCUUUUUAUGUUUAAAAAACUGAUAGAGUAGUGCCAUAGAACUUUGAGUAUAGAACUUCAUUUUUGGAUAUUUCUUUCUAUGUCCUUCCUAGAGCCCAAUUAGUAUUUUUCAUCAUUCACAUAUCAAAAAGCUGCAGUUUAUCUGAAAUGCAUUAUUGCUUCUUUCGCUCUUUCUGUUUUUUCUUCAAAAUUGGUGAAAUUACCUUAAGUGAAGUGUGUAAAUAACAUUAAAGUAUAAUGUCAUGUCUAAUAGUAGUAACAUCCUUGGGUCACUUUAUGAGAAAUUGAAAAGAUUCCAGCAGCCAUAUGGAUAAUUCUAAGGAUGGCUUAUGAUUAGUAGGGCAGUAUUUUAGCCUUCUUGUGUACGAAAGUUCUGACAACAUAUAUGUAUUACAGCUUAACAAUAUCCAAGUAUGUCAUAUGUACUUUAAAUUUUGUUUUAUAAAUGGAAAUGAAACAAAAAAAUAAAAUUAUGUUUUCAUGCAGUGGACAUAUUCAAACAUUAUUGACUUGCAUAUUAAAUAUUUUACUUUGUCGGUUGGUAAAUAUAAUAUAGUUUUUUUUUCUGUAACAGCUUUAUUUUCACAGUUUUCAUUGUUCAUAGCUCUCUCUAAGAAAAUCAAAAUCAUUUGAAUAGUUUGCAUUUGAAUAAUCGUGAAUGCUCCAAAAAUAAUUUUCAAAGGAUAAUACUGUUAAGUAUAGGAUAUGGUUUCUAAUUGUAUUAUCCUACAUCUCACAGGGGAUAUAAGAUUGCCCUAAAAUGAUAUUGCCCCAAAUAUAUUCUCAAAAAAUUAGUUUUGUACCCAACAAUACAAAAUAAAAAAUGGUUGACAUAUAAUCGGGAAUAGAUUUUUAUUUUUUACAUUUGCUGGAAUAUUUUGUGAAGGAAUGCAAAACCUAUCAGAGAAGGGUAAUACCUUUGCCAGAACAGCUGCAGAGACAGCAAACCAAUGGUCGUUUCAGAUAGUUUAGGUAUACUGCAUAUUUUUGUGUUUUUAACAAUUAACGUUCCAAAUUUGCAUGUUUCCAUAUUUUCGAUCACACGUAGAACUGGGUUUUCUUGGAAAAUUAAGGCAAUCUUGUAAUGUGUUCAAAAACUAAUUAACAGAUUGACACAUUGCUGAGAAAUCUGCUGAAGAACAAGUUUAGUUCUUCUCCUGAAGAGGUAGCACUUUCGCUGCUUAAGAUUGGUUAAAUAGUUCAGAUUGAUUCGUGCAAUAGUUUUCUGAAUUUUGUAAUGGUUAAUCUUGGAUAUCUUUUUUGCAACAGCGUCGCCCUAUAUAGCAAUGAAGCUGCAACGUUUUCUUUAUACAUUGCGGGAAAGGAAGAUAUAUUCUAUGAGCUGUUUUUCUUGAGAACAAGGCGUUCAGCCUCUGACUAGCAAUUUAGAUCAUUGCAAUCAAAUUUUAUUCAAAAAACUUUUCUUGUAUGUGAGGACGCUAAUUUCGUACCAUAACACAUUACUUAGGAUGAAUUGAUGGUAUGAUCGUAAUUACUAACUGGGUCAGGAUUGAGCUAGAACAAUUUGUUUAGUUUCCAAAAAAUACUGGCGUUUGGAUAAAAGAAUUUUUCUGUAAGCAAGCGUAACAAAAUCUAUUUAUAACUUAACAAUAAAAUUCUUUUGGGACGAGACUUAACGGUGCUAAAUAUUAAUUUUUGUAUAUUUCACAGCGAACUCAAAGAACAUCGUAGACUCAGAGUUAUACAGUGCGUCGAUGUUACAAAGAAAGAUGUCUAGUUUAAACAAAAUAGUAAUUUGUGAAAAUUAUCGCAUAAAUCAACUUGAAUUUUUCUCUUGAAUAUCAAAAAUGCCAGAUCCACAGGAGAUAACUAAAUUAUUGGCUUUUAUGGCCAUUAUGAACCGAUUUCCAUACAUGAUUGUAUGUGAAAAAAAAAUUUAAAGUAAAACCUCAUUGGAUUUUCUGCAGGUUUUGUAUAAAUUCCGAUUAUAAUGAUGUAGCUAUAGUAUCUGAAAUGACCAUUGGUUCGCUGUCUCUGCAACUGACCAGAACCAGGCUUCAUUUUCUUAUUACACUAUAUAGUUAUAUAUCCUCUUGCCUGUUAGUAUCUACGAAGUAAAACCGUUAUUAUAAUCCAUAUAUGCAUGUACUCGGAAAUUGUAAAACUUACAAAUUCGGCCUUCAGAGCCAUUAUCGAUGUAAAUAUUAGUCCAUUGAGAGUUUUUAACAUAUGUGAAUUCUUGCUCGAUAAGUACAGACAGGAAAACUACAGAUUUAGUCUCUAGUAAGAAAUAUUUGAGUAUAGUUUUCGGCUCCACGUCUCAAGUGUAGUUCCGUUUUUUGACAACAGGAAAUGGAGUGAAAAGUUGUAUGAGCUAUUGGCAACAAUCUAUACGGUUGAAUAGCAAAAUGAGAUAUGUUCAAUUUAAUAGCAUAGUGACCAGUGUGUCUAAAACUUUUUUUGUUAAAGUCCUGCGAGAUAAAUCCUCCAUAUAUAAAAACAAGGGCAUACUCAGAAGAUUUGUAUUCAUUGUAUCAAACAAAUCAUUCUUAACACAUUAAUAACUGAAGCAGUAGCUAACAGAAGUCUGUACUCGAAAUCUACACAUAUACAGAAUGUUUAUAAAACAGGGACAACAUUUCAAGGUGUUAUUGUUUCGUUUUGGAGAUACAGGCUUGCGAAACACGGCACCAAAAUACUAGGUUAGGGCUAGCCCGUCCCAGGCGGGCUAAAUGAGGCAAUCGUUUUUCAUGGGUUUUCAUGUUAGACCAUUAUACUUUAUUGUUCAAAAGUAUUUGAAAAAAAAGAUUUUCAUUAACGCCCUUUUGUGUAUCUUUGAAACAAAGCACUAUCUCGAAAGAGAAAAAAAUUGUAUGAAUAGUUUUUGUCUCAUGUUUUGGAAACACGAUGUAUAAAUGCUUUUAAAACUGUUUUGUAGAAUAAUUUGAUGAUGCAAUAUAUUUACACCGAAGUGCCUCCACAUAUUAUGCUAUAAUUACUUGGUAAAUAUCAAUGAUUUUAAUGAAUCUUUCAUGUAAAUUAACAAGUAGACCAUAAGUUGUGAUAGAUUCCAAAAGAGGAUUUAGGUUAAAUGGUAUAUAAUAAAGUUACGAUUGUUUUAACAUAUUUUUUAAGUGGGUCAUCACUUUUAUGUACAUAUACUAAGUGCUCAGCUCUUCAAAGAUAAAAAUGAAAUUGUGGUGGUGUAUAAAAUGUGUUUUUGUUGAUACAUCUGUUUAAAUGGUUUUGGUAAUAAAAAGUUUCUGACAG